Messenger RNA from Ziziphus jujuba (common jujube), 2793 nucleotides. RefSeq names its product calcium-transporting ATPase 12, plasma membrane-type-like. Gene Ontology annotation, molecular function: P-type calcium transporter activity; ATP binding. Gene Ontology annotation, biological process: calcium ion transmembrane transport. Gene Ontology annotation, cellular component: membrane; intracellular membrane-bounded organelle. The transcript has a single exon. The record is from RefSeq and is a predicted model, not a curated record. Bases 1 to 2793 code for a protein of 930 amino acids. NCBI's taxonomy places the organism in Eukaryota, Viridiplantae, Streptophyta, Magnoliopsida, Rosales, Rhamnaceae.
AUGGAUUCUAUGUCUACCACACACAGAAAGAUCAUGAAAGUUGUGAAGGAGAAGAAUUUGGAACAACUUAAUGAUGAGCUGGGAGGGAUUGAAGGUGUAGCAACAGCUCUCGGAACCCAUACGAGAACAGGGAUUCCUGAUGAUGAAAAGAAGAUCGAUCAACAACGUAAAAAAUUCGGUUCAAACACAUAUAAAAUGCCACGCCCAAAAGGCUUUUUCCGCACCUUAUGGCGACCUCUACAAGAAUUUGCCAUUUUAAUUGAUUUCGUGAACAUGCUUGCUGCCUUUAUCCUUUUCGUUGCUGCGUACGGCACCGGUAGCUGCAUGCCCUCUUCAGCUCACAAGUCCAGAGCGAACAUCAGCGAAGACGAAAUCAAAGUUUUGAGAGGUGGACAAAGCAAUAAUGUUUCGAAAUCCGAAAUCGUUGUGGGAGAUGUGGUUUGCUUAAAGUUCGGAGACGAAGUUCCAGCAGACGGCUUGUUCUUACGAGGGAAUAAUCUGCAAUUAGAGGAGAGGGAUAGUGAGAUCAGUGGCCGUGCCGUACAAGUAGUUAACGCGGAGAAUCCAUUUCUGUUUUCUGGAUCUCAAGUUGUUAACCCUGAUGGUGGAGGCCAGAUGAUGGUCACUUCCGUUGGCAUGAAGGCGAAAUGGUGCGAAAUGAUGGGGCAACACAGUUGCGGUUCAAGUGAUGAGGAAAUUGUCAAGGUAGAAGAUCAAGUAUACGUGCUUACUUGCUCAAUACGCAAGAAGGUUGGUCUGCCAAUUGCCUUACUCGGUGUCAUAGCCUUGCUCCCCAGAUACUUCACUGGGAACACCAAAAGCUAUGAAGGAAAUCAGGAAUUCGUUGAUGGUGAUAUCCGCGUUAACUUUUGGGAUUCUUCACUGCUGAAAUUUAUAGGAGCUGCUUUUACCACUGUGUUUACUGUAAUCCCAGAAAGCUUGCGAUUAGGCGUGGCUCUUACCACUUUCUAUUCAAAGAAGAGAAUGAUGGCUGACAUGGAAAUGGUGAGUGACACUUCCGUCUCCUGUUGUGAGACAAUGGGAUCUGUCACCACCAUCUGUACCAGCAAAACAGGCAUUCUCACCAUGAACCAGAUGGAGGUCAAAAAGUUUUAUCUCGGCGAGCACUGUGUUUUGGAAAGUGAGGCUUAUUCUACAAAUGCUCCUACUCAUGUUAAAAAUUUGUUGAAAGAGGGAAUCGCUCUGAAUACGAGUCCUAGUACUCCAACUGAUAAAGCAAUUCUUUUAUGGGCAGUUCGUGUCUUGGAUAUAGAUAUGGAAGUGGAAAGCAGGUGUACGGUUCUUCGUCGUGAUCAUCGUGAUGAUGAGGCUCCUUUGAACCUUAAUUCACAGAAGAAGAAACGUAGUGGGGUUUUGAUGAAGAGGGAGGUAGACAACACAGUCCACGUUCAUUGGAAAGGAGAAGCAGAGGCGAUUUUAAAGAUGUGUUCUAGCUGCUACGACAUUUCAAUUUCUGGAAACCUCAUAGAUCUCGAUGAUGGACGAAAAGUUACAUUCCGGCGCAUCGUUCAACAUAUGACGGAGAGAAGCCUCCAGUGCAUCGCUUUUGCACACAAUCAAGUUGAACUGGUCGAUGGACCUGACCCACUGAAAGAAAAUGGUCUGGUACUAUUAGGACUGGUUGGCAUCAAAGAUCCAUGUCGUCCAAAAAUGAAAGAAGCCGUGAAAGAUUGCCAGAAUGCUGGAGUAGAUGUCAAGAUGUUCACCAGCGACAACAUUUCUUCAGCGAAACACAUAGCCAGAGAGUGUGGAAUACUACUCGAUAUAGAUGAUCAGGAAGGAGCAGUAAUAACAGGUGAGGCGUUUCGACGCUACUCUGAAAAUGAAAGAAUGGAAAAAGUUGACCAAAUCCGAGUCAUGGCCAACUCAUCUCAGGAUGAUAAACUACUAAUGGUGAAAACAUUAAAGAAAAAAGAUGCCAUCGUUGCAGUCUCAGGGAACAGCACAAAAGAUGUGUUGGCAUUGUUGGAAGCUGAUGUAGGAAUCUCCAUGGGGAUCAAAUCUGGCACUGAUGUCGCCAAGAAAGUCUCCGAUAUCGUAAUCUUGGAUGAUGGUUUUGCAUCAGUGGCCAGAGUUCUGAAAUCGAGUAUAUGCAUUUACAACAACAUGCAGAAAUUCAUACAGUUUGAGCUCACUCUCAAUCUUGCUGCUCUUGCUAUCAUCUUUAUUUCAGCAGCUUGUGCAGGUGAAAUCCUAUUGACCUCCGGCGACGUACUGUGGCUGAACUUGAUUGUAAAUACAUUGGCUUCUCUGGCUCUUGCCAUGGAGAGGCCCACCGAAGAACCCAUCAAGAGGCAACCUGUUGGUAGGAAAGAGCCACUCAUAUCCAACAUCAUGUUGAGGAACCUCUUAGCUCAAGUUCUGUAUCAGAUUGUUGUGGUUUUCACAUUAAUGUUCAAAGCCAAAUCCAUUCUUGGUGUUGAAACUAUGACGGCCAAUUCUAUUAGGAAAAGAAACACAUUGAUCUUCCAUGCGUUCCUGCUGUGCCAAGUUUUCAACGAAUUCAAUGCAAGAAAUCUAGAGAAGAAGAACGUGUUUAAAGGGUUGCUUAGGGACAGAUUGUUUCUAGUUUUUAUUGCAAUAACCAUUUCUGUUGAGGUAAUGUUUGUGGAACUCUUUGUGAACCAGAAUGAUUAUUUUGAGAGGUUGGAGUUGUGGCAAUGGGGUAUAUGUUUUGGAAUCGGCUUCGUUUCUUGGCCUAUUGGUUGUGUCGUCAAGUGCAUACCUGUUCCAGAGAAACCGGUUCGAUGCUAUCUGGGCCUUGUUAAUUGA